Trifolium pratense (red clover) is the source of this 1996-nucleotide messenger RNA. RefSeq names its product F-box/kelch-repeat protein At1g22040-like. Bases 224 to 1663 code for a protein of 479 amino acids. Gene Ontology annotation, molecular function: protein binding. The transcript has 2 exons. Lineage: Eukaryota; Viridiplantae; Streptophyta; Magnoliopsida; Fabales; Fabaceae. The record is from RefSeq and is a predicted model, not a curated record.
GUUUGUUUCUCCAUAGAAUAAUAUACUGCUAGUAGUACUAGGUAGGUGCUACUGUUGUUGUGUUCGUUGAAAUACACACACACACGACACGCGUAAUCCCAUUUUUCUGGGUUCUCAAUCAUUCCUUCCCUUUUCACACCCAAAUUUCAACUUUUAAUUAUUACUAGUUAUCUCAGAAGCUUGAUGGUCUUGCUGUUGAUUUGAAUGAAUUUGACGUGAUUUUAUGGGGAAUAUACUCGCUCCUAACAAUACCAAGGCUGGGGAGAGGGCUCCAAUAAGCGAGGUUUUGCCGGGUGAAGCUUGCAAGAGGCAGAGAUUAUUGUCAACAUCUUAUGAGGAUAACUCAAGACUCAUACCUUCCCUUCCUGAUGAGAUAUCAGUUCAGAUUCUGGCUAGAGUUCCUCGCAUCCGUUAUUUGAAUCUCAAGUCGGUUUCUCGUGCUUGGAAGGUGGCCCUUGCGAGUUCUGAACUAUUUUGUUUAAGAAAAGAACUUGGAACAGCAGAGGAGUGGCUGUACAUAUUGACAAAAGUCAAUGACGAUAAACUUUUAUGGUAUGCCUUAGACCCUCUUUCUGGAAGAUGGCAAAGAUUACCUCUAAUGCCAAAUGUUUUUGUUGAAGAUGAAGCCAAAAAGGGUCUUGCUGCCAUUCCCCGUCGGAUGUGGAACAUGUUGGGUUCAAGUAUCAGAAUUGCUGAUGUUAUUAUGAACUGGCUUAGAAGGAAAGAUGCCUUGGAUCGGAUGCCGUUUUGUGGUUGCUCCAUUGGAGCUGUUGAUGGCUGCAUCUAUGCUUUAGGUGGAUUUUCUAAAGCUUCGGCUAUGAAAUCUGUUUGGCGGUAUGAUCCUGUUAAAAACUGUUGGACUGAGGUUAGUCCAAUGUCAGUUGGCAGAGCUUACAGCAAGACAGGUAUAUUGAAUGGUAAGCUUUAUGUUAUUGGAGGGGUUACUAGGGGUCGUGGUGGAUUGAAUCCCCUUCAAUCUGCAGAAGUAUUUGAUCCGCACACUGGUACGUGGUCCCCGUUACCAAACAUGCCUUUUGCAAAAGCUCAGAUACUACCAACUGCUUUUCUGGCUGACUUGCUCAAGCCUAUUGCCACAGGAAUGACUUCAUACAGGGGAAGGUUGUAUGUUCCUCAGAGUUUGUAUUGUUGGCCAUUUUUUGUUGACGUUGGGGGAGAAGUUUAUGAUCCAGAUAUAAAUUCUUGGCUUGAAAUGCCAGUUGGUAUGGGCAACGGUUGGCCGGCAAGGCAAGCUGGAACAAAAUUGAGUGUUACUGUCAAUAAUGAUUUGUAUGCACUUGAUCCUUCAAGCUCUCUCGGCUCUGCAAAGAUUAAGGUAUAUGACGAGGAAGGUGAUACUUGGAAAGUUGUUGCGGGAGAUGUUCCUAUUCACGAUUUUGUUGAUUCAGAAUGUCCUUAUCUUUUAGCUAGUUUACUUGGAAAACUUCAUGUGAUUACUAAAGAUGACAAUCACAACAUUGCAGUGUUGCAAGCUGACAUGCAAAAUGAUUUAGCUUCCUCCCAGUCGUUGUCAUCAUCGCCGGAUAGCUCAUUCAGCGAACUUGCUGAAUCAUCAGAAGAAUCAGAGACAGACAUUUGGAGGGUUUUUGCUUCUAGGAGUGGUAGAUCUGCUGAGCUAGUUAGCUGUCAAUCCCUUAAAGUUUGACUUUUGGAGGUAAAGUCCUCUAGUGGUUCUGAUUUCAGAUCAUUAUAUGCAUGUAUUGGCUGGUGUCAUUGCGUUGCGGUUAACCCACAAUGUUAAUGAGAAUUUCAAAUUGUAAGUGCUUGAUCCAUAAGAUGCAAUUUCACAUCUCAUACAAAGACAAUUCAAAAUUUUACAGAUUAAGAAUAUCAACAUAGUAGGUCAAAUUUGAAUGUGUUAUAAAAUAAUUACAUUUUACUUUGUAUAUAUCUUCAUACAGUUGCAUUUGGUCUUGAACCAAUGUGACAGAUACUAUCUUUGACUUCAUUGAAUGGAUGUUCAAUUUAUUCUGUUAUA